CGAACACUCGGACUAUCGCAGCAAACUUGCCCAGAUCCGCCACAUCUACCACUCGGAGUUGGAGAAGUAUGAGCAGGCGUGUAACGAGUUCACGACCCACGUCAUGAACCUGCUGCGGGAGCAGAGCCGCACGCGGCCUGUGGCCCCCAAGGAGAUGGAGCGCAUGGUGAGCAUCAUCCACAGGAAGUUCAGCGCCAUCCAGAUGCAGCUCAAGCAGAGCACCUGCGAGGCCGUCAUGAUCCUGCGCUCCCGCUUCCUGGACGCCAGACGAAAACGCCGAAACUUCAGCAAACAGGCCACUGAGGUCCUAAAUGAGUAUUUCUACUCCCACCUGAGUAACCCAUACCCGAGUGAGGAGGCGAAGGAGGAGCUGGCCAAGAAGUGCGGCAUCACCGUCUCUCAGGUCUCCAACUGGUUUGGCAACAAGCGGAUUCGCUAUAAGAAAAAUAUCGGGAAGUUCCAGGAAGAGGCGAACAUCUACGCUGUCAAGACGGCUGUGUCAGUCACCCAGGGGGGCCACAGCCGCACCAGCUCCCCGACGCCCCCUUCCUCCGCGGCUGGCAGGAGGCUGUGACCCCAUCCUCAGUGACAUCCCCAACAGAGGGACCAGGGAGUGUUCACUCCGACACCUCCAACUGAUCUCGCCCCUCAGGGUCACGGGGGCAGGGGCUCUCGCAAGGCGACUCUCGAGCACACAGGCACCCAGAGGACAAACCCCAAACACAGAAGCACAAGACAGACGGGCGAGUGGGGACCUCCCCUCCCCAACUGGACUCUUCAGUGCUGGGGGUGCUGACGACUUGGCAGGGAGAAUGGGGCCCCUAAGGGGAGAGUGGGGAUGUGGGGUCAGUCUCCCCUUUUUUUCUGUCUUUUUCUCUCUUUCUCACACAGAAACACACAUACCCAGAAGUGUAUUUCUAAGCCCCCUUUGCCCUUCCAUCCCUCCCUGUCUCAUGUAUACCCACACAGCUGUUCUCUCUCUCUCUCUCUCCUCCUCCUCCUCCUCCUCCUCCUCCAGUUUCCCUUCCCCACCCCACUUAUAUGCUCUGGAAUCUGUGGAGACGCCAGCCCUGCCCAACCAGAGAUGCCAAAAAUGGGGACACAACUUCUGGACAGAGGACACGGGCCACGCCCCCUGUGCAUCCCCACCCCUGCCCCUCCAGACGGCUUUAUUACCUCAUACGCAGCUCAUCUUAAACCAAUAGAAUCGCUCGGUGGACGAGA
Molecule: messenger RNA, 1224 nt
Organism: Tupaia belangeri chinensis (Chinese tree shrew)
Lineage: Eukaryota; Metazoa; Chordata; Mammalia; Scandentia; Tupaiidae
Gene: PBX2
Product: PBX homeobox 2
Biological process (GO): regulation of DNA-templated transcription
Cellular component (GO): nucleus
Molecular function (GO): DNA-binding transcription factor activity, RNA polymerase II-specific; DNA binding
Source: RefSeq, a predicted model, not a curated record